AUGCGGGACCCGCGGGGCGCUGUCAGUUCCUGCAGCAGCAGCCGCCGCCGCCCUGCAGCAGCAGCCGCCGCCAGGCCUACAGCAGCAGCCGCCGCCAGGGUCUGCAGCAGCAGCCGCCGCCAGAGCCUGCUGCAGCAGCCGCCGCCAGGGUCUUCAGCAGCAGCCGCCGCCAGGGUCUGCAGCAGCAGCCGCCGCCAGAGCCUGCAGCAGCAGCCGCCGCCAGAGCCUGCAGCAGCAGCCGCCGCCAGAGUCUACAGCAGCAGCCGCCGCCAGAAAGCCGCCCCUGGACCCGGUACGCAUUGUGCUGCCCAUGCCUGUGCUGCCUGUGCCUGUUGCUGCCCGUGCCUGUUGCUGCCCGUGCCUGUGCUGCCCGUGCCUGUGCUGCCCGUGCCUGUGCUGCCCGUGCCUGUGCUGCCCGUGCCUGUGCUGCCCGUGCCUGUUGCUGCCCGUGCCUGUGCUGCCCGUGCCUGUGCUGCCCGUGCCUGUGCUGCCCGUGCCUGUGCUGCCCGUGCCUGUUGCUGCCCGUGCCUGUGCUGCCCGUGCCUGUGCUGCCCGUGCCUGUGCUGCCCGUGCCUGUUGCUGCCCGUGCCUGUGCUGCCCGUGCCUGUGCUGCCCGUGCCUGUGCUGCCCGUGCCUGUGCUGCCCGUGCCUGUGCUGCCCGUGCCUGUGCUGCCCGUGCCUGUGCUGCCCGUGCCUGUGCUGCCCGUGCCUGUGCUGCCCGUGCCUGUUGCUGCCCGUGCCUGUGCUGCCCGUGCCUGUGCUGCCCGUGCCUGUGCUGCCCGUGCCUGUGCUGCCCGUGCCUGUUGCUGCCCGUGCCUGUGCUGCCCGUGCCUGUGCUGCCCGUGCCUGUGCUGCCCGUGCCUGUGCUGCCCGUGCCUGUUGCUGCCCGUGCCUGUGCUGCCCGUGCCUGUGCUGCCCGUGCCUGUGCUGCCCGUGCCUGUGCUGCCCGUGCCUGUUGCUGCCCGUGCCUGUGCUGCCCGUGCCUGUGCUGCCCGUGCCUGUGCUGCCCGUGCCUGUUGCUGCCCGUGCCUGUGCUGCCCGUGCCUGUGCUGCCCGUGCCUGUGCUGCCCGUGCCUGUUGCUGCCCGUGCCUGUGCUGCCCGUGCCUGUGCUGCCCGUGCCUGUGCUGCCCGUGCCUGUGCUGUCUGUGCCUGUUGCUGCCCGUGCCUGUGCUGCCCGUGCCUGUGCUGCCCGUGCCUGUUGCUGCCCGUGCCUGUGCUGCCCGUGCCUGUUGCUGCCCGUGCCUGUGCUGCCCGUGCCUGUGCUGCCCGUGCCUGUGCUGCCCGUGCCCGUGCUGCCCGUGUCUGUUGCUGCCCGUGCCUGUGCUGCCCGUGCCUGUGCUUCCCGUGCCUGUGCUGCCCGUGCCUGUGCUGCCUGUGCCUGUUGCUGCCCGUGCCUGUGCUGCCCGUGCCUGUGCUGCCCGUGCCUGUGCUGCCCGUGCCUGUUGCUGCCCGUGUCUCGUGCUCGCGCCCCCGUGCGCUCUGCUACUGUCUGCGCCCUCGUGCGCACUGUCCCCCCCCCCGUUUGCGGCUAG
Closterium sp. NIES-65 is the source of this 1533-nucleotide messenger RNA. The record is from the annotation of a GenBank genome assembly. NCBI's taxonomy places the organism in Eukaryota, Viridiplantae, Streptophyta, Zygnematophyceae, Desmidiales, Closteriaceae.